Umbelopsis ramanniana AG is the source of this 1010-nucleotide messenger RNA. RefSeq lists its product as uncharacterized. Gene Ontology annotation, biological process: snRNA transcription by RNA polymerase III; snRNA transcription by RNA polymerase II. The record is from RefSeq and is a predicted model, not a curated record. Gene Ontology annotation, molecular function: sequence-specific DNA binding. Gene Ontology annotation, cellular component: snRNA-activating protein complex. Bases 45 to 926 code for a protein of 293 amino acids. NCBI's taxonomy places the organism in Eukaryota, Fungi, Mucoromycota, Umbelopsidomycetes, Umbelopsidales, Umbelopsidaceae. The transcript has 6 exons.
GAGCAAAACCUGGACUGUAGCGACAAUUCAAGCGCUUUGUUACCAUGGCAUCCUACGUGGAUUCAGAACCAACCCUCACAGUUGGCAACGAAGCGAUCUCGAGAAAUGCAAUUGAACGAGACAUCUUUUUACUAAUUGGAUCCUUUGCAAAGCAAAAAGUGCAUACCCUAGAAACUUUUUCAAACAUAUGGAAGGAAUACAACUUUUCUUUAAUCCACUUUGCCUGCCCGGAUCAACAGGGUCGCCCAAUGUUCAUGCAAGCCAUUAAUGAAGCGAUACUAGAACACUUCCGUUUCGAAACCACAUCAAUCCGACUCGGAGUGAUAUUUUCAUUAUAUCUCACAUAUUUCUCGCAACCUGAUAUAUGGCCCCGUGAGCCCAUACGGGUGACUGCAGAAAUUUGGACCUCUAUCCUCGAUUUCAUGGAACAAUGUGAUCGAAACAAGUCUGGAGGCGAUGGCUAUGAUGCAUUGAGCAAACUAAUGAACGAUAACGCGUUCAAAUUUUGCGCAACGCAAAGUGUCGUAGACACCAAUAUCUUUGACCAGCAUUCCAGCUAUGAAGUACAGGCUAUUGAUGAUUUCUUACGAGAUGUACGGAAAAGGCACUGGAAGAACAACAUCAGCUCUUACAUGAACAAUGGAAAGCUUGAUGCCGUUGAUGCACUAUCACGAAAAUACAUGGAUGCUAAAAAAGAACUGUUCAACACGAGGCAAGGCACCCUGGCUGCACAGAAAGUUAUGAAAGAUCUUGCAAAUAUCCAAGAAACAAAUCCAACUCAUCUUCGAAGAGUACUGCAAAGCAGCUCUCUUGGGCAUGGCGAUGAAGAGUUUGUGUCCUCCAUUAGAGAAAUUGUUUCUCGGUAUGAAGAUGCCCGAUUCAAUUCCGUCGUUCACAAACAGCGAAAUGCUUCAACAAAUCAAUAGGUUGUCCCAAUUUCUCAGGAGGACUUGAUACAGACUACACUUUAAUCAAAAUAACAUGUAAUAUAGAAAGACAUGGACAUGCUC